Molecule: messenger RNA, 7183 nt
Organism: Corythoichthys intestinalis (scribbled pipefish)
Lineage: Eukaryota; Metazoa; Chordata; Actinopteri; Syngnathiformes; Syngnathidae
Gene: bcl6aa
Product: BCL6A transcription repressor a
Exons: 9
Coding region: 416-2548 (710 amino acids)
Biological process (GO): regulation of transcription by RNA polymerase II
Cellular component (GO): nucleus
Molecular function (GO): protein binding; DNA-binding transcription factor activity, RNA polymerase II-specific
Source: RefSeq, a predicted model, not a curated record
ACCCCCCGAUGGCGACGCCGGCCGGAUGCCUCUCUCGCUGGCACGUGACGACUCGGAGCCACUUCUCAGAAGCUCCGCGGAGGGAGGCGGGGCUAAGAGGCCUGUGACGUCAGAACACUUUGGCCUCUACCAACCCGGCAGGGGAGUCCGAGCUAGCGUGCACUUCUCGUUUAGGUGAUUUUACAAAGAAAUAGUCGAUUUUAAGUAAUUUGGAUGUAAAGCUGAGGUUUUAAGAAAACAUACGAAUAUCAUACAAGCGUGGUUGUCAUAAGAAAAAGUUAUGAAAUGGUGAGUAAAAGCCAAAGAGGGAUUAACAGUCCUUCCCCCCUGGCCGGAGAUGUUGGUACGGUCCCGGGCUCAAAUUCCGAGAAUUGAGCUGGUCUGAUUCUUAGAACUGGGCUUCUUAGAAGUGGUGAUGCAAGAAGUUUCUAGGAAAGCGCUACCAGAGGUCGGCAGGAUGGCUUGCUUGGCCGACAGCUGCAUCCAGUUCACGCGUCAUGCCAGCGACGUCCUGCUCAACCUGAACCGCCUCCGAAGCCGGGACAUCCUCACUGACGUGACCAUUCUGGUCAGCAGGCAGCAGUUCCGGGCGCACAAGACCGUCCUCAUGGCUUGCAGCGGGCUGUUUUACACCAUCUUCACCGACUCGCACAAGUGCAACCUCAACGCCAUCAGCCUGGACCCCAAGGUGGAUCCAGAGGGCUUUGCAAUCCUGCUGGACUUCAUGUACACGUCCAGGCUGGCACUCAGGGAGAGUCUGAUCAUGGCCAUCAUGAACACUGCCGUCUACCUGCAGAUGGACCAUGUGGUGGAUACCUGCCACCGUUUCAUCAAGUCCAGUGAUCCAACCGGUAAGCUUCCCAGAGACGAGUUCCUGGUGAGCCCUCUGGUGAUGCCCCAGGACGUCCAUGCGUACCGGCCCCACGACGUGGUGGACGCUUUACACGGCCGCGUAGCUCCCUUUAGGGACGCGCGGCCGACGUAUAGCUCGGGCAUGCUCAACGGCGUCACCACACCUGGCAACUACCAUCUCUACGGGCAGUUCCCUAUGCCGGGGUUCCCCUUCCCUCUCUGCAAGUUAACGGAUGCCAAGAACGCCUUUGGCGACCUGUCAAGGAGCGGGAUCCACCACAAGCACCCGCACGAUGCCGCCGCAGUCAGCAGGGCCGAGUACGCCCGAGCGGUGGGUUCCUCUAGCGUCUUGCAUGCCGCCAACUUCGUCCCCAGGGAAGUGGGGAGGGAGGACGAGGUGAAGAAGGAAAGCCACGAAGGGUUCGGGCUACAGAUAGGCCUCGGUGGGAGGAAGAGGGUCUACCCUGUGUUGACCCUGGACCACCACAAAGACAAAGAGCACGCCCCGCCAGCCGAGGAGGACCUGAUCCAUCACCACUACCCCCUCGGGAUCUCCUCCGCUGGGCGCAAGAGUCUCAUGAGCAGCCCACAGAGCCCCCUCAAAUCAGACUGUCAGCCCAAUUCACCAACAGAGUCCAGCAGCAGCAAGAACGCCGGACUCUCGCAAGCUGCUUCGGGGGCGCAGCAGUCAGCAUCGGGAACACAGGACCCCAAAGCUCGCAACUGGAAGAAGUACAAAUUCAUUGUGCUUAACCAAAGCGCUAGGGAGGACGAGGCCAGCCUGCGGGACACCGGGCUGUGCUCGCCUCAGCGCGUAGGCCUGCAGCCGUACCUCCACCCCGGGGACUCUGAUAACCUGGAGGCGCAAAGCACACGCAAGAGCGUCGAGGAUCAUCCCAUGCCGCAAAGUAGCCGACUCAACAACAUCAUCAGCAGUGCACUAGAUGGAUCCCUGAGGAACGUUGAGGGCCAGCACCCGUCGCGGUACCUGAACCGCCUCAACUGCUCGUCGUGCGGUGCUCAGUCCCCGCAGCACUCGGAAAUCUGCCCUUCGCGGUCGCGGCUGGGCGAGGACAUAACCGAAAUGCACUCUGAGUACUCAGACUCCAGUUGCGAAAACAGCACCUUCUUCUGCAACGAGUGCGACUCCAAGUUUGCCGAGGAGGAAGCGCUGAAGCAGCACUCGCUUCAAGUGCACAGCGACAAGCCCUACAAGUGUGACCGUUGUCAGGCCGCCUUCCGCUACAAGGGCAACCUCGCUAGCCACAAGACCGUCCACACAGGCGAGAAGCCGUAUCGCUGUAACAUCUGUGGUGCUCAGUUCAACCGACCAGCCAACCUCAAGACUCACACUCGCAUCCACUCAGGAGAGAAGCCAUACAAAUGUGAGACGUGCGGUGCUCGCUUCGUACAGGUUGCCCACCUCCGAGCCCACGUAUUAAUCCACACAGGAGAGAAACCGUACCCCUGCGAGAUCUGCGGGACUCGUUUCCGCCACCUGCAGACCCUUAAGAGCCACUUGCGCAUACACACCGGCGAGAAGCCCUAUCACUGUGAGAAAUGCAACCUGCACUUCCGCCACAAGAGUCAGCUUCGUCUACACCUGCGGCAGAAGCACGGUGCCAUCACCAACACCAAAAUCCAGUACCGUGUUUCCACUGACACCAUGCCCACAGACCUCACUAAGGCUUGUUGAAAUGGACAACACCAAGGUGGACAGAUUGAUUCCCUACUCCCCCACGCAGCUCCAGUACAAUCAUCCCAAAAAUGCGAGUGCCACAAUUUUUGUUGGGCUUUCCGAUAGUUUCUUUUGUGAGCGCAAAACAAGUCGUGUUUUAAUUUGGAUCAUUUCCAAAUUUUAGCCGAUGGUAGCAACGGGCUUAAAAAUUGCAUCGAGUUUCAUGCACAAUCGUUCAAGGUACUGUUUUUAGGGGCGGGGGGCGAUUUUCGGAUAUUUUUUUGCGCGCAGGACACAGUUAAGUGUUUUCCGGAUUGUGUUCAAAUUUGCACAUUAUAUUAAGUACUUGAUUUCCACAUGGGCCAAAAAUUGUAUUGCAUCCUUCAAAAGUGAUUAAGUUAUGACAAAUUUCAUUUUCCAAUGUUUUUUUGUACAGCAAAUUAUUUAACCUUUUCAUAUUAAUAACAGUACCUUAAAUCCAUGGCAUCAAAUUUUUUUUUUUUUUUUUUCUCCGUAGGGUUGCACCGAUACUAUUUUCAUAGACUUCACUAUCAGUUGAUGAGACUGCUUCUACAGACAUUGCGCCACGGCUUCCCAUAGGGGGCAGGGUCAGGCACGUACUUCGAAACAUGGUGGGAAAAAAAUGAAUGAAAAAAAAUUUGUGUAACUUUAGCUUGAAAUAUUUACGUAAAAUGAAUGAUAACUGCCCGUUUUUUUGCUUUUAACCAAGAAUCUAGACUGUUUUACGUUGAUAACUAUAGAAAUUCUGGGAUUUACACAUUCAUGUCCAAGAAUUUUCAACUUAAAAAGCUCUGUUUUGUGAUGACCGCCAUGUUGGAUUUUGUAUCCAUACACAAUGGCGUAAAUUUACAUUCAAAUAAUCAGGUCAUUUUCGGCUAACUGCCCGUUUGUAGCUAAAAAAAAAUGUAAUUUAGACAUUUCUACUUCCAUACAAAAAUUAAUUCGGCUUUUACGUGUUUUAUUUCAUGUAACAUUUCAAUCUAAAAAUAACGAGGGCCAGAUAGCCAGCAAGAAGUGCUGAGGCAAUAGUGACAUCGGAAUUCAACCUAAGUGCAAUUUUUGAGAUUAUUCUGCAUGCUUUACUCAAGUAUUAAGUUUCUGAUGUGAAAACUGAGUAAUUUACUAGCUGUUGAAAACAUAUGUGAAAAUUGCACUAAAAAAAAAAAAAAUUAAGUCACCAUUUCAGACAAAAACUUGUAUAUGGCGGAAAACACCCAGGUGACUUGAAGUUCCGCUCGGAGACCCCCAAUUUGGCCAUCUUUCAAAAUCGUCCGAUAUGCAUGUAUGAUACAUAAUUGGAAAGCUUAAAAUCUCAAUUUUCUGGGGGAAGAAAAAUUUUGCACGGGAGGGCAUUUCUUUAAAAAAUUUAAAAAGCAAAACCCUAUCUGGAGGUGAGAGCACGCGAGAGCAGAAUUACAGACGCCAUGACUUUCACGAGAUAUUAUCGCAUACUUACCUUGUUUCGAUCCAAAAACUCCAUAUAGCAUGUAUCACAGAGUGUCAAGCCACAGCCGGAUUUUGGGGGGAUUUUAUGGGUGAAACACGGUCACAUAACAUUGUCGCGAUGCAAAAAUCGAACACAUCAAGGAGUGGUCGAGAUUUUCUUUUUCAUAUAUUUACCUUUUUAAACAUUUAAAAAAAAAAAAAAGUUUGGAUCGAUUAUUUAUCAUCUAACAUAUCGGACAAAAUGUGACAGUACCAAAAAAAAUACAAUUAAGCGAGUUAUGAGGUAGAUAUCCGUGACUUUUUUACAGACGCCAUUUUUUUCAUUGUGACAUAAUUUGUUUAAAAGUUUAAAAUAUGUGAGUGAAUAAUUUUUUAAAGUUGUUUUUUCUUUAAAAACGAAAUAUGAGACCUCAAAUAAUUCUAAGCUAAAAACGACACAUUUUGAAUAAUAAAUAGAAUUAAUUACCUUCGUUUUAUGGCUGGGUUGAAACAAAAGCGGUUGCGCAACGUCUGUAAAUGGGGGUUUCCAGGGUAAAACAGACAAAUUAAAUAGUUUGGGGGCUUAAUGCGCCAUGGAUCUGCUAUGGCAGCAUAUAGACAUAUUGCUCUAUCAAACACAACAGUUGUUUUGGCUUAAAAUACAGCAGUUUCUUUUAAAGAGGAGUGCAAGAGCAGAAACUGCUUCCUCAGUCUUGUCUGUUUUCUGCCGUAUGUCAAAAUUGCACUAAAUAAAAAAACAAUUAAGUCACUAUUUCAGACAAAAACUUAUAUAUGUUAAAUAUUGCUAUUGAUCCUGAAAAUAUAUGCAUUUAUCUCUGCAUUUAGGGAUUGUUGUGCCUCAAGCGUAAAAUCUGAGAACUUUAUAGCCAUUUUAAGUUUUAUAUAAAAAAUAAUUAAUCCUGAUUUUAUUAGAGAACGACUUUGAAUUUUUUGAUGUCGCUGCUCAUGGAGACUCCUGUAAGCCUAAGGGAGGUGCCUCUUUUGGUGUUAGGUCGCUAGUGGCUUUGGUUUUUAAAAAUAUUUGAAUUUUUAAGUUUUUGAAAAUAGGCCCCCUACGGAGCGGCUCUGUUUCUCAUCAACUGAUAGUGAAGUCUAUGCCAUUUUUUUGUUUCCGACACCCGGCUGUGUGAUAUCGGGCAAUGUACUGUACCGAUAUCAUGUUUUUAUUAAAAAAAAAAAAAAAAAAAAACAUAUAUAUAUAUAUAUAUAUAUACAUUUUCUUUCCAUACCACAUACUCAAGUCAAACACUGCUUAACUCAUAGUCUGCCUUUGAAGGUGCCAGAUGUCCAAUCCAUGUAUUUGAAGUAGGUGGGUUGGCAGCGAAUGAAGGAUCCUCCCACUUCAAAUGGAUAGGUCGUCUGCUAGUGAUAAACUAAUUGUUCUGGAGUUGCAUCAUGGCCAAAGGAAAAACAUUUUUUAACCAUUGGCUGCAAUUGACUGCGCUAGACGUCCAAUCCAUUUGUAGUGAGAGGGAUGGCAGUUGUUGGAAUUCGCCCCCCCGGCCAAGCCGCACAAAAACGGCGACAGCCGAACGGAAAUGGUGCUCGCUGCUUACCGCUUCCGUGCGCCAACUGGGAGGGCGGAAACUCCCCGCCUUCACCUCUUUUGUUAACCCUUUGUACUGACUCCAUGUUCCAAAAGUUUGAAGACUCACCGAAAGCAGGUUGACAAUUUAUUCGUCGACAAUGGUCAAAAACAAGGCAAAAACAGACGACGGAGGAACAAUGCUAAAUCCAAAACAAGGCUACAUAGAAAAGUCUCUGAGGAGCAAAAUCUGUGUUUUCUCAAUGUCCAGUGUUUUUUAAGUCCGUGGUGGAGUAGGCCUAUUCCCUUCACAGUGAAUGAACGUUGGUUCGAUCUCUAAAAGUAAAUAUUGCGCAGCAUUGACACGUCAUUUCGGUGCUGUAUCGGUGCAACGCUAAUUUUUUGUAAGUAGCAGCACUCAAAUUUGUUGUUUUUUCUCUUCCAAAUGAGUUUCUUAUGCAAAAAACGACUAAAUUUUAUUUGGAAUUUGUUAAAAUGCUACCCAUUAGUAGAUCUUAACACAAGCCAAAAACUUUCUUGCACUUUGCAAUCCAUUUUUUUUUUUUUUUUUUGUGCGUGGAAGAGGUCACAAUUAAGAUCGUGUUUAAAUUUGAAAUGUUUAGUAGCAGUACUCGAGAUGUCCACCUGGGCCUAAAAUGGUACGAACAGUGGCCGCAUCGAUCCCUAAUCCCUUUGAUGUGUACAAUCAUUCAAGACGCUAGUGCCACACUGUGUUCGGACAAAUCAAAAAGGCGACGUUACGCUAACAAACGGGAAAAAAACGGGUUUCCACUACAUGUGAACGUAGAGUCACUUUAUGGUUUCUAUACGUACAGAUCUAUAUAAUACAUGUCUACGUACGUAUGUGUUUCUCUAAGCUUCGAAAGUACGCAUAUAAAGCUUUAUUUUGUCAAAGGACGGAAUGUAAAAUAAUAAUGAAAAAAAAAAGGCAAUUUUUUAAGGAGAUGAUUAAAAAAAUGAAAAUACAGUAUUUUAUAUCAGAGAACUUACUUUUCUGGAAAAAUUGACUGAUGGGUGGUUGCAUAUAUUUUAAAAAUAACGGGAGUUGUCUUUACAUUUUUAAGCACCGUUGUAAAUGGAGUAAUAAGAAAAAAAUAGAAAACAAGAAAAAAAUUUGUCCAACUGCUUAUGCAUGAGCCACUCAUUCGAGGGGUACGAUUAUAAAUAUUGUGACAUAUUAUUGUGUAUUUAUACAUUGUUCUCUGCGGGCGGAGCCAAUUGUCUUUGAUGUUUAAUUCAAAUUUUGAUGUAUUUGUAUAGGUGUUUUUCUUCUCUUUUGGUUGUUGUUGCAUUUUGUUUUUCAUAAGUGAAGGUUUACAGUUUUUUGGUCAUUGUUAUCGCUCCCGACGUACAGUUGUGUAGUUGUCACUUUGUACAUAUACACUGUGGAUUCAAUGUGCCUUUUCUCCACGGCAACGCAAUUCAGCUGUUAAGGUACACCCACCCCGAGCCCAACCCUGUGUGUGUAUGUGUGUAUGAAUGUGGGUGUAUAUUUUUCAAUGCUUGUCACCAACCUUAAAAACAUGCAAAAUGCAUCACUGUAAAUCUUUUUGGAUUGGGAUUUUUCUAAUGGAACUGAAAAACUAUUGUACGAUGUCCUUUGAUGUAUGAAUGUAAAAUAAAGGUAUUUGCUUUCUAUG